Messenger RNA from Blepharisma stoltei, 1914 nucleotides. The record is from the annotation of a GenBank genome assembly. Lineage: Eukaryota; Ciliophora; Heterotrichea; Heterotrichida; Blepharismidae.
AUGGCCAGACUUGCACUUAUCAGUAGACAUAUCGUUAGCUAUCGAGCAAGCGUCCCUCUCUAUGGGGUGAUUUUGAUUGAAGAUGAAGAAAUUGAUGAUAUCGUCAUUGUCGAUGAAAAUAUUCCAGUCCAAGCUUUACUUUCGAAAUUUCGAGAUUGGAAUCCUUUAAACUACGAAAACCAAUACAUUUCUCCAGGAAUUAUUGAUAUAGGCGUUCGUGCUGAGUGGGAAGGCAAAACUAACAUCACUCAAAUGGCUGCUUCUGGUGGUGUUACCUUCCUUUUGCAGGAAAAAUCAAUAUGUAACGAGGAAAAUGAACCCUCCACAUUUAAACUUUAUUGUGACGUUGGACAAAUUAUCCGUAUUGACUCAACAAAUUUCAAUGAUAUAACUGCGCUUAGACAUUCAGGAGCUUUUGCAUUUAAAGGGUAUUUAUACCCACCAAGCUGGAUGGUUCCUGCUCUCCCUGAUGAUUUGCCAGCUGUUUUUUCAAAUAUCAGUGAAAUUGGAGUGCCUUUGAUAAUCGAUUCUUCGUUGCCGCAAACAAGGAUGCUGUUUAUGGCUUCUCCAUGUAGACACUUAAACUUAAAAGACAGACUGGUGACCGAAAUUAAGAAUGAGAAUGAAUUUUUUGCUGCUGCAUUUCCUGACUCUACUAAUCCAGUUCUUUCUGAUGAAGAGGACGAAGAAAUAAUGGUCCCACAGCAAAAAAAUAAAAGAACAAGGUCUAAUUGUAUUAAAUGCUCCGUAAGGUUUUCAGGACAGUUUCCAAAUGAAGUGAGGAUGUCUCGACCAGUCGAAGCCUUAAAAAAACUUAUAGAAAAUCCAAUGCUAGAAAGAAGCCGAACAGGCUAUAUAACAAAAAAUCGCCGAAGAUCCAGUUAUCAUGAUAUAUACGAAGAUUUAGAUUAUCGAGUAAAAAUAAAUGAAGCCAACAUAGCAGCACUUAUUAAAGCUGAGCAGAAAUCCUACGAAAACGCUGGGAAAACCGUUUUUUCUAAAUCCAUAAAUCGACAGCGUAGCAGUUCUUUUAAUGAAUUUAAAUACAGAGAGCCUGAAGAAACUCAGCCAAUGACAGCUCGCCAAAAAAGGCUAAAAGGGAAAAGACCAAUCCCAUUAAGCACUAACAAUGAAGAAUUCAUUGAUUCUCAAAAAGACCGUCAAUAUUUAAAUCACCUUGUAAAUAUUCCUGACAAAUGGGAAGCCAAAGGUGUUGAAAAAGUCCUUGAAAUUCUACAAGCAGAAACCUGCAAGGUUCAUUUUUCUAAUUUAUCCUCAGCUAGUGCUAUAAAUAAAAUCCGACAACAAAAAAAGCAUAUAGAAAAUGUGACUUGUGAGACGGCUCCUCAUUAUUUGUGCUUUAAUGACCAGGAUAUCAGAGAUGGGGAUACGAGGUUUAAGGACUACCCUCCAAUUAGGAGUAAAGAAAACUCUCAGCUGUUGUGGGAUUUGCUGAAGAUGAAAGCGAUCGAUGUAAUUUCGUCUCAUCAUGCUACAAUACCAAUUGAUUAUAAAAAUAUUGAUAAUGGGAGCUUUAAAAAAGCACUCAAUGGAGUAAAUGGGCUAGGUUUUGCAAUGCAAGCAAUCUGGACUGGUCUUUGUACGCCUUCAAGCACAGUGUCUCAAAGAGAGCAUUAUAUAGUCAGGCUUUCCAAGUGGUUUUCAUUGCAUCCUGCAAAGCUACUAGGAAUUAAUCAUAGAAGAGGAAGCAUUGAUAGAGGAAAAUUCGCUGAUCUUAUUAUAUGGGAUCCGUAUGAGCAUGUCCAUGGAAACUCGAAUUCUGCUUAUAAGGAAAGUUGCAUUUACCAGGGGAAGAAAUUAUUAGGAAAAAUUUCAAAGGUUUAUCUUCGAGGAAAAGUUGUGUAUAAUGAAGGAAACUUUUAUAGCCACGGAGCAAGGUUGUCAGGUAUAUAA